Molecule: messenger RNA, 1203 nt
Organism: Notodromas monacha
Lineage: Eukaryota; Metazoa; Arthropoda; Ostracoda; Podocopida; Cyprididae
Source: the annotation of a GenBank genome assembly
CAAAUCCGUGUAUCACGUAGGCUUUCUGUGAAUCAUUCUCAUAUGAUCCGCUCACUUUCUGAUGAGUUAUGGAAUCGAGAAGGCUCACAAAUAUUUUCAUAGCACAACAAGAUGACCUCGUGUCGGGGAUCCGUCUUCUUUUUGUCCUCAAUUUCAUUCCUGGGGCUUCUGUUUUGCGUGAAUUUCCAACCGGUAAACGGUACUGAUUUCGUGGUCAACACGAAUUGCAAUGAAACUCAGUUCGUUGAGGGUGAGAAAGAAGCAGCAGUUUCGUGUUCCUGGGAAGAGAUUUCCGAUGAUGUCCAUCAAGGACUCGUCGUUUGUCUGACGGAAAUUUGUUCAUCGAACCAAGAGCUUCUCGUGAUUUCGUCCAUCAUCAAUGAAAGUCAGGGGCUGGUGACAAACGCGACUGGUGUUGCUGGGAAUUACUCGGAAGUCACGUUUUUUGUCACAGCCAGGAAGCUCGGGUUUGCUGAAUUGUGGAUGAACUUCUGCGUGAACUGUACCAGGCCUUGUGGAGAAAUAAAACAAUCAUGCGAACCAACAUCAGUGGAAGGACAUUUUGAGCGAGAAGUGAUUCAGGUUUCAGUGAUCCGAGAUGAACAGAUCAUCGACACAGUUUUCACGGUUUCUCUGGUUUGCCUCGUCGUCAUCGCCUACAUCAACAUGGGCUCAACCCUGGAUCUAAGCAUAGUCAAGGCAAACUUGAAGCGACCGAAAGGACCAGCUGUCGGCUUGUUUUGUCAGUACAUAUUCAUGCCAUUGAUGUCAUUUGGGCUUGGAUACGUUUUCCUGAAAGAAGACACAGCUCUGAGACUGGCACUGUUGGUAGUUGGCUGCAGUCCUGGAGGUGGAGCUUCCAACAUUUGGACAGUUCUUCUCAAUGGAAAUGUGAACCUUAGCGUCACAAUGACUUUUGUGUCAGCCAUUGUGUCAUUUGCAUCCAUGCCUGCUUGGAUUUACAGCCUUGGACCACAGAUUUCCGACGAAGAACAUUUCAAGAUACCCUAUGGAAACGUAGCUUCUUCCACACUGAGUUUCAUCAUUCCAACUGGGAUCGGGUUGCUUGUGAACAGAAAAUGGCCCAAGGCUGGAAAGUGGAUGAGAAAAAUCUUGAAGCCCUUUGGAGCCUUUUUCAUACUUUACGCGGCCACAUUCGGGGUUUAUGCCAAUUGGUAUGCCGUCGAUUUGGUCACUUGGCAA